This is a messenger RNA of Rubroshorea leprosula, 1308 nucleotides long. The record is from the annotation of a GenBank genome assembly. Lineage: Eukaryota; Viridiplantae; Streptophyta; Magnoliopsida; Malvales; Dipterocarpaceae.
AACCCUAGCUAAACCCUUCGCGAGUAAAACAAAGUAAUAACCAACAUAGAGGCUUUUAGAGAGUGAUACCGAGACUUACUGGCAAUUUUUCUAAUUUGGACGCCAUGAGAAGAGUCGGUGGAAUAGCUACCCUCAGGCGAGCGGUUUCCAGUGGCGUCGCCACUCAGCAGCACCUUGCACAGGUGGCUCCGUUAAGUACUUGCUCAUCAUCUUCCAAUUCUCCCAAUUUCUCGCGGAGACUUGUUGAUCAAUUUGGGAUAAGUCCCUACGUGUCUCGCGGUGUCGUGGGGACUGUGUUUUUUUCGGUCGCAGCCUCGUCUCUGGCUCAAGAUGUGCACGCCAAGGAGCCACCACGCUCUGGGAAGUUCCUCCCCAAAGAAGUCGUUCUGUACCAGUAUGAAGCGUGUCCCUUCUGCAACAAGGUUAAAGCAUUCUUGGAUUAUAAUAAUAUUCCAUACAAAGUUGUGGAAGUUAAUCCCAUCAGUAAGAAAGAGAUCAAGUGGUCUGAAUACAAGAAGGUGCCGAUACUGACAGUUGAUGGUGAACAGUUGGUUGAUUCUUCAGAGAUAAUUGAUAAUUUGUUCCAAAAGAUUCAUCCUGAUAGCUCAGCUUCUAGUGAUGAUGAAGAGAAUAAAUGGAGAGGGUGGGUUGACAACCAUUUGGUGCAUGUUUUAUCACCCAAUAUUUAUCGAAGUACUUCUGAAGCCCUUGAAUCGUUUGACUACAUUACCACACACGGAAAUUUCAGUUUCACUGAGAGGUUAGUGGCAAAGUAUGCUGGAGCAGCAGCUAUGUACUUUGUGUCAAAGAAAUUGAAGAAGAGACACAACAUCACUGAUGAACGUGCAGCCUUAUAUGAAGCUGCAGAAACAUGGGUGGAUGCUCUGAAGGGCCGGCAGUAUCUUGGUGGAACAAAACCCAAUUUAGCCGACCUUGCAGUUUUUGGUGUUCUGAGGCCCAUCCGACACCUCAAGUCUGGCAAGGAUAUGGUGGAGCAUACACAAAUUGGCGAAUGGUUCAGCCGAAUGGAGAAUGCUGUGGGAGAGUCUGCAGGAAUCCAGGUAUAAGAGUACUGUUUCUGCCAGCCAAGGUAAGAAUAAAGUAACUUUGUCAUUAGGGCAGGCAGAACAUGCUGCUAGUUUAAUUUGAGUACACGGAUAAUCAAACACCUUGCUGAAACUCAUGAACAAGAAUUGAUUGUAACUUAGCAAAUAAAUAAUUCCAUCUUGUUUAUAGAUCUGGACACCAUAUUUGAAUGCUAUCUUGAAACAUUUUGCUGCAGUCCAUUAAUCAAAGGCAACAUUAUGC